Durio zibethinus is the source of this 1699-nucleotide messenger RNA. Its product is annotated as alkaline ceramidase TOD1-like. NCBI's taxonomy places the organism in Eukaryota, Viridiplantae, Streptophyta, Magnoliopsida, Malvales, Malvaceae. The record is from RefSeq and is a predicted model, not a curated record.
AAUGCAGCUGAAAAGCUAAAAGAAGAAAUGACAAGCGAAGGGGAUGAUGCUAUGAAUAAGGAAAACUCAACAUGGAAAUAGUAAUCGCUUUAUGGGGAAGGUAACCGCCACAACAACUCCUCUGUUCUUCCAAUCAAAGCUCCUCUGUAUUUCUCUUCUGUAUCUUUUCACCACCCUUUUCCUUGCUCUCUACCAGUCUCGCUCCCCAACCAAAUGCCUUUUCAGAUCCUCUCCUUUCGAUCCAAUCCAAACCCCACUCUUCUCUUACCCUCCUUCUUAUGGAGAACACAAGUAUGCUCUCCCCACCCACCGCUCUUCUUGUUCCUCCCCUGUUUUUUUCUCUGAUUAUGGAAUGGUGGUGGAUGAGAUCCAUAAUUUGUGUAAGAAUUCUUCAGCUUUUUUACCGGCUCUGAGGUACUUACAGGGGAAAGGUGACACUUUUGGUGGAAGUUUGAGUACCCAGAAGAGAAUUUCUUAUUUUAAUCAUUCCAAUAAUGGUAUGAAAGUCCCUUGUGGAUUUUUAAAGAAUUUCCCAGUUAGCAAUUCCGAUAGAAUUGCCAUGGAAAGCUGCAAUGGAGUUGUUGUAGUAUCUGCAAUCUUCAAUGAUCAUGACAAAAUCCGGCAACCGGUAGGACUUGGAUCCAAAACCCUAAAGAGUGUAUGUUUCUUCAUGUUUAUAGACGAUAUAACUCUUAAAGGACUUUAUUAUCACAAACUAAUCCCACAAAACUCAACUGGCUAUAAAGUCGGGGUUUGGAGAAUCGUUAAAGUUUCUUCCAAGAAACUGUAUGAGAAUCCUGCAAUGAAUGGAGUAAUUCCAAAAUACUUGGUUCAUAGACUUUUUCCAAACUCGAAGUUCAGCAUUUGGAUAGACGCUAAGCUUCAGCUAAUGGUGGAUCCUUUGUUGUUGAUACAUUCUCUUGUUGUAUCAACGAACGCAGACAUGGCUAUAUCAAAGCAUCCAUACUAUAUUCAUACUAUGGAAGAAGCUAUGGCGACGGCAAGGUGGAAGAAGUGGUUGGAUGUUGAUGCCUUGACCAGGCAAAUGGAGACAUACUGUGAAAAUGGGCUGCAGCCAUGGACUCCCGAUAAGCUCCCCCAUACCACAGAUGUACCAGAUAGUGCAUUAAUCUUGAGGAAACAUGGAUUGAGAAGCAAUCUUUUCUCCUGCCUUUUGUUCAAUGAGUUGGAAGCAUUUAACCCCAGAGACCAACUGGGUUUUGCAUUCGUGAGAGAUCAGAUGAACCCAAAGAUCAAGUUGAACCUGUUUGAGGUGGAAGUGUUUGAGCAGAUUGUAGUGGAAUACAGGCACAACCUUAAAAAAUUUGGGAAUAUUGAAGCUGGUGAUGGGGCCCAGAUCCAAAAGAACCAAAAGGAAAAGAUAUCAACAUUUCUUUUUGAAUGGCAGCAGCUGCCAUAAGUAUCUUAUGGAAAUGUGGGGUGAAUCCCGUAGUUGAUUUUGUCUCUAACUAAUGUGUCUUACAUUGGAAUAGAAAAAAGUAAAGGUGAAAUUUAUAUGGAAAAAAUAACAAAGAAAAAAAAAACUAACCAACCAAGCGACAUUUCACGGAGAAAAGCUGAAAAACAUAACAGGUUGGUAGGACAACCAAACCAUUUUUUCAUGAUUUGUUUGGCUGGGGCAGUUGUAUUAUUCUUCGGAAGCUUUUAAAUUCAAUGAACGCAGUAAAAUAAAGAGUAA